This is a messenger RNA of Lepidothrix coronata (blue-crowned manakin), 2111 nucleotides long. It is a transcript of the gene GFPT2, whose product is annotated as glutamine-fructose-6-phosphate transaminase 2. Gene Ontology annotation, molecular function: carbohydrate derivative binding; L-glutamine:D-fructose-6-phosphate transaminase (isomerizing) activity. The record is from RefSeq and is a predicted model, not a curated record. NCBI's taxonomy places the organism in Eukaryota, Metazoa, Chordata, Aves, Passeriformes, Pipridae. Gene Ontology annotation, biological process: fructose 6-phosphate metabolic process; UDP-N-acetylglucosamine metabolic process; protein N-linked glycosylation. The transcript has 18 exons. Bases 49 to 2073 code for a protein of 674 amino acids.
GGCCGGAGCUGCGUGUGCUGGGAGCGGGGAGGACCGUGCGGUGUCACCAUGUGCGGAAUUUUUGCUUAUCUGAACUACAGAGUGCCUCGUACUCGGAAGGAAAUAUAUGAAACCCUGAUAAAAGGAUUACAGAGACUGGAAUACAGAGGAUAUGACUCUGCAGGAGUGGCAAUUGAUGGAAAUAAUAAUGAAGAUAAAGAAAGAUUCAUCAAACUAGUCAAGAAAAGAGGAAAAGUAAAGGCCCUGGAAGAAGAGUUGUACAAACAAGAUGACUUGGAUUCAAAAACAGAUUUUGAAACACAUUUCGGAAUUGCUCAUACUCGCUGGGCAACCCAUGGUGUACCAAGUGCAAUAAACAGUCACCCCCAGAGAUCAGAUAAAAGGAAUGAAUUCGUUGUUAUCCAUAAUGGAAUCAUCACAAAUUAUAAGGACCUGAGAAAAUUUCUGGAGAGCAAAGGCUACGAAUUUGAAUCUGAAACAGAUACAGAAACAAUCCCCAAAUUGAUCAAAUACAUGUAUGACAACAGAGAGAGUGAGGACACCAGUUUUUCAGCCUUGGUAGAAAGAGUUAUUCAACAGUUGGAAGGUGCUUUUGCAUUGGUUUUCAAGAGCAUCCAUUACCCAGGUGAAGCUGUUGCUACCAGGAGGGGGAGUCCUUUGCUCAUUGGGGUAAGGAGCAAGUACAAGCUUUCAACUGAACAGAUUCCUGUUUUGUAUAGAACAUGCAACAUUGAGAAUGUGAAGAACAUCUGCAAUUCCCGAGUGAAAAGACUGGACAGCUCAACCUGCCUUCAUGCUGUUGGGGAUAAGGCAGUAGAAUUCUUCUUUGCUUCAGAUGCAAGUGCUAUCAUUGAGCACACCAACAGAGUGAUUUUCCUAGAAGAUGAUGACAUUGCAGCAGUAACUGAUGGGAAGCUCUCAAUUCACCGUCUGGAGCGUUCGGCCAGUGAUGAUCCUUCCCGGGCCAUCCAAACCUUGCAGAUGGAAUUGCAGCAAAUCAUGAAGGGUAACUUCAGCGCCUUCAUGCAGAAGGAAAUCUUUGAGCAGCCAGAAUCAGUUGUCAACACGAUGAGAGGAAGGGUGAAUUUCGAGAGCAGCACAGUUUUGCUGGGGGGGCUGAAGGAUCAUUUGAAGGAAAUCAGAAGGUGCCGAAGACUGAUAAUUAUUGGCUGUGGGACCAGUUACCACGCUGCAGUAGCUACUCGACAAGUAUUGGAAGAAUUAACUGAAUUACCAGUGAUGGUGGAACUUGCCAGUGACUUCCUGGAUAGAAACACCCCUGUAUUCAGGGAUGAUGUGUGCUUUUUCAUAAGCCAGUCAGGUGAAACUGCAGAUACACUUAUGGCCUUGAGGUAUUGUAAGGAACAUCGUGCUCUGACAGUUGGCAUCACAAACACAGUUGGAAGCUCAAUAUCCAGGGAGACUGACUGUGGGGUACAUAUCAAUGCAGGACCUGAGAUAGGUGUGGCAAGCACAAAGGCUUAUACCAGCCAGUUCGUGUCUCUUGUAAUGUUUGGCCUAAUGAUGUCUGAAGACAGAAUUUCCUUGCAGAAAAGGAGACAGGAGAUCAUUAGUGGACUAAAAUCAUUGCCAGAGAUGAUUAAAGAAGUCUUAUCCUUGGAUGAGAAGAUACACGAUUUGGCUCUUGAACUGUACAAACAAAGAUCAUUGCUGGUUAUGGGUCGUGGGUAUAAUUACGCCACUUGUCUGGAAGGAGCUUUGAAAAUAAAAGAAAUCACCUAUAUGCACUCUGAAGGGAUCCUGGCUGGUGAGCUGAAACAUGGGCCAUUAGCCCUAAUAGAUAAACAAAUGCCUGUUAUCAUGGUGAUAAUGAAGGAUCCCUGUUUCACCAAGUGCCAGAAUGCUCUGCAACAGGUCACUGCUCGGCAGGGUCGUCCAAUCAUUCUGUGUUCUAAAGAAGACACAGAAAGCUCAAAAUUUGCCUACAAAACCAUUGAGCUCCCUCAUACCGUCGACUGCCUUCAAGGAAUCCUGAGUGUUAUUCCUCUUCAGUUGCUUUCAUUCCACCUGGCUGUUCUCAGAGGAUAUGAUGUAAGUGCUUUCUAUAUUUAACAGUCCAGUUAGUGCAGUUUUGAACUUCCUCCUACCAG